AUGGGAAUUAAGGACCAUGGAUACUAUGGCUACGCCUUUGUCGGCGCUCGGCCACUUCAAUUCGUUUCUCUUGUUGCUGUACUCGGCCUGGUAGCCAACUUCAUCUCCCUCAUUGCUCGAGUCAAGCAAAAGGCCCCCCAAGAGCUGGUCGCAACGCUCGUUAUUACAUGCAUUUCCGUCCUAUGGACACUUCUCUCGUUCACGGCCUAUCAUGACACCCAUAUCCCAUAUAUCGUGACGGCCGUGGUAGACCUUCUCUUCCUCAUUCCCUUCAUUGUCAUCGCAGUCGUGCUAGGCCAGCCACUCUCCUACACAACAUGCUCGGAGCUUCCCAAGCACGCCAAGCAGAACAGCUACCUAGCAGUGCCGCUGACUACCAAGAACAAUGGUGCCGUCAGCUAUGUCUUCUUCGUUGGCGGCGAGCAGACCACCUGUUACGAGAUCAUGGCUGUCUGGGGUCUCAUGAUUGCCCUCUGCGUACUGUUCGCUAUCAGUGCCAUCGCGGCCGGCUUCCUGUUCCUCGGCAAGAGGCGUGCCACGGCGGCAGCAGCAGCAGAGGCUGACUUCGAGAUGGCGCCUAAGGCGUGGUCUGAUUCCGCCAGCUUUCCACCGCCACCCAGCGAGUCCGGCAGCUAUGUGCCUCCGCUGUACAGCCGUCCUGCUACUCCGGCAGGUGGACCGCGCUACGACGCAUAG
This is a messenger RNA of Phaeoacremonium minimum UCRPA7, 696 nucleotides long. RefSeq lists its product as hypothetical. Bases 1 to 696 code for a protein of 231 amino acids. The transcript has 2 exons. Lineage: Eukaryota; Fungi; Ascomycota; Sordariomycetes; Togniniales; Togniniaceae. The record is from RefSeq and is a predicted model, not a curated record.